AUGCAGUACACAAACCUUCAGGAUGCUUUGAACGCUUCCAUGAUACAUAACGCAGAGGAUAACUACUUUGGGGCAUUCAUAGACAAACCUCGACCUGUCGUUCGUCGUAAACAGAAACAAAGUCCAUUUGACGGUGUUCACCUGCCUCGCAAAAAGGCCAAGUUGAACCCAUCUACCGUCGCGGCGCCAUCGUCUGGCAACAGUAACAUAAUGCCGACUGACAAGACGCGUGAGGACGGUGAUAGUUACGUGCGGCUCUUUGUAGGCAGGCACAUGGAUUUCAUUUUCGGGGCGAGUUGGUUGAAGAAUGCGCACGAGUCCACCAUACCCAAUUCCUCUAAACAGAAAAGGCGUGACCGUCGGAUGUUGCUGGUCAAGAAUUCUAAUACGCGUCAUAUUGGAGCGAAGAACCAUCUACAAGGCGAAAUCCAAAAACUUGGGACGAAGCGCGCCCUACCCCCUGAAUUGAAUAGCUGUAGUACCGGAUUAAUGAAUUGGCAGCGGAAGGAUAGGAUGUUAUCCUUUUCAAAAAGAAAUUCAGGGUGGGUAGAGCGUAUGUUUGCCUCCAUUUUUGCUCCUGAAACUUUGGCAGGGUAUUGGAUUGUUCAAAACUCGGACGCAGAGUUUCCUGGAGAUGAGACGGACGAUGAGGAUGAUCUUCCGUACCUGGACCUGUCAGAGGUUCAUAAAGUGCGAGCGUCGUCGUCGUCAUAUCCUUCCGUCGACACUGGGAAGAUUGCCAUGCCUCUUACAAGCCCAAACCCGAAGUUCUUGAUAGCGGGUUUCUUCUGUCAUGACCGAUAUACACUCGAGUCCAUGAAGCUGAAUGCCGACGACUGGGAGAAAAGUUAUGAAGAAAGAGUUGUCGAACUGCAUUGGCGGUGGUCGUGGAAGUUCGAGUAA
Lentinula edodes (shiitake mushroom) is the source of this 903-nucleotide messenger RNA. RefSeq lists its product as uncharacterized. The record is from RefSeq and is a predicted model, not a curated record. Bases 1 to 903 code for a protein of 300 amino acids. The transcript is spliced from 2 exons. NCBI's taxonomy places the organism in Eukaryota, Fungi, Basidiomycota, Agaricomycetes, Agaricales, Omphalotaceae.